This is a messenger RNA of Alexandromys fortis (reed vole), 6691 nucleotides long. RefSeq names its product glycoprotein V platelet (gene Gp5). Gene Ontology annotation, molecular function: protein binding. Bases 2518 to 4221 code for a protein of 567 amino acids. The transcript has a single exon. The record is from RefSeq and is a predicted model, not a curated record. Lineage: Eukaryota; Metazoa; Chordata; Mammalia; Rodentia; Cricetidae.
GUCCAUUGCAGGGCUUGAAUACACUUAGCUCAGUCAGUGGUAGAAGGCUUUGCCCUGCCUGGCCCAUACAAAGUCCUGAGCUCAAUCUCUACCACAGGAGGGGGAGAGGGGGACAACAGUCUGUGUGCUUGUAUACAUCGAGGGGGCUUCUUUCCCAGCUGUAGGAAGCACUUCUUAACCACUCCCCCUUCUAUAAUCUCAGCUUAGUGUUGUAUAUAUAAUGGGUGUCUUGAGGUAAGGUCUGCUUACCAGUAUAUGGCUGACCAACAUGCUCCAGGGAUCUCUGACUACCAUGCCUGGCUUCUGUGAGUUCUUGGAAUGUAUUGAGUCUUUAUGUUUGUAAGGCAAGCAUUUUGCUGACGGCGCUGUCUCCCUAAACCUUGGAUCUUUGUUUCUAAAUCAGUUGAAGAAUCAUGAACUUUGUUUAAAAUGGAAAUUAGUGAUAUAAGUACAUUUAAAGUAACUCUGCCUCUUAGGUACAUACAAAGGAACCUGCUUAUCUCCUAGAGAUCUGAAUGCUAAGGAAACGGGCAUUAGAGCAUUAACUGGUGGGGGGUAUUAUUCUGCCUUGACUUGACAAUGGGUUAGUAUUAUUAAGAAUGUCUGCAUAUACAAAAUUGGAAACAGCUGGGUAUCAUGGUACAUUCUCUGUGAUCCCAAAAUUCGGAACACUGAGGACAGAUUAUAAAUUUGAAGCUAGCCUGGGCUACAUAGCAAGACUGUCUCAAAGAGGAAAAAUAGAUGUGUGGAAAGGCAAACCCAAUUUUCUCAAAAGCUGGAGCACAGGGCUUCAUUGUAAAAUAAGAGGUCAAGUUCAUCAUAAACAGAAACGCAAAGUUCAAACCCAUUUGAGACAAUAGGUUGGUGCACUGCUGUGCUGUUUUGCUCUCUUUAGGUUGGGCCUGAGCUGUGCCAGGUGAGGGAUAGGCGUUCAUGUAAACUAUGAAUGACAAAGAUCGAAAGAAUUCAAGCCUAAGCAAGAGGUGUGAGCAUACGUACACUGUGGUGGGCAGUUGGACGUUAACAGUAUGCUGAACAUGAACUCUUGAACAAGGCCAUUAGUAAACAUGCUUGGCGAUGGCUAGACUAGUCAUCAAGGGGGGGGGGUGUGACAUGAGCCUUAUUUUAAAAAAUAAAACGUUGGGCAAAGGAGAUGGCUCAGCAGGUAAAGGUGCCUCUAGGCUUGAUGGCAGGAGUUCAAGUCCUUGGAACCCACAUGGUGGAAGCAGAGAACUAUGUUUUCUGACAGAAGUGGGGCUGUGGCAAUAUGCACCCAUGCUCAUACACAUCAAGUAAAUGUAUGUGUGUAUAAUCUAUUGGUGUGACUGCUGCAGUGAUCCAUACAUCCCCAAACUUUCUUACUAGUCUUAGCUUGCCAUUUAUGGGGAAAAUUCUGCCUUCUACCAGAUGUAGCUUCAGCAGUAGGAUUCUUUAACAUGGGCUCUCACAGUUUGAAAGUUCUUGUCAUUAAAACCUAGAAUAUGCCUUCUUGAGAUAGUCUUUUCCUUGACUUUUUUUUCUGGCAAGGUCUUUAUCCUCAGGAUGCAGGAAGACUCCCUCUUCCUCUGUGAAGUGCCGAGUCACAGGCCCAGCUGUAAGCAGCAUUUCAGUCAGUCCAGGGGACAGAGCCACUUCAGGUAAGGCCAAAUGUUCUUUAAAUUAGUUAUGUAAUUACAGGGUCCAGUUCGUAUGGGGCAAAAGGGGAUCUGGUACAGAUUUUUCCUUGGGAAACAUUGGGUAAAUAGUAUUGCUGUGUGUUCCAGUUAAUUCAGUGUCCAGAGUAAUUUUCAUUAAGCCGCUUGGCUUAGAAGCAAACAGCUCAUUAUUAAAAUAAUGUGUGCGUCAGAAAGACCAUCUUCAAAUUCUAUCUAUGUGACUUAAGUAACUUCGUGUGUUGAAGCGCUCAGCACACCGCCCUCCUCAUGCCUACUGCUAACAGAGCAAAGCGCAGAGACGCAUAGCAUAAAGCCUCGGGCAUUAUCACCUGCUCCACUGUGCUUGGAGGUUAAAGGAAAAUGUACUGUGUUGUUGGGUGUUUUUGGUUGUAAGAAAAUGAAUGGAGUGGGUCUUGCUGUUCCCUUCCUGGUUGUUGGGUAGAGCCAGCCCUGCUUAAGUCAGUAGACUCAGUAGCACAGCCAGUCUUCCCAGCAGAUACUACUUUGUGAUGACUGAACAUGACCGAGAGAAUUUUAAUUCAUUUCCUAAAGGGUUUAAGGUAUUCUCUCUGUAGCUUGAAGAUGUCCAAAUUCCAGUGCUCUAAACCGAGAACUGGGGAGAUGCUCGGUAGGUAAGAAUAUGUGCCCGGCAAGCAUGAGCUAGAAUCUCCAGCACCCACAUAAACUGAAUAGAAAAGUAGUUUAGUUUUUAAUCGGCCCUUGUAAUUACAAGAGUGAAGGGAGGUUUGGUUGUAUCUGGGCAACAUUCCAAGGCAGUGAGAAUGCUGGCCAAAGAGCUUUGCUUGCAGCAGAUGCGGGACUCCGAGAUCUGAUCUGAUCCUUGUGUCAUUGCCUUUCAGACAUGCUAAGGAGCGCCCUGUUGUGCACGGUGCUCGCACUCGUGCGUACCCAGACCUUCCCCUGCCCUAAAUCCUGCAAGUGUGAGGUCCGCGAUGCGGUGCAGUGCUCGGGCGGCAGCGUGGCUAGCAUCGCCUCGCUGGGUCUGCCCAGGAACCUCACACACAUGGUAUUCUUCCGAAUGGAUCAGGGCGUUUUGCGGAACCACAGCUUCAGUGGCAUGACAGUCCUGCAGCGCCUGAUGCUCUCAAACAGCCACGUUUCCGCCAUCGACCCCGGCACCUUCAAUGACCUGAUAAAACUAAAAACCCUCAGGUUGACGCGCAACAGAAUCUCUCAUCUUCCAGGCGCGCUCCUGGAUAAGAUGGUGCUCUUGGAACAGUUGUUCUUGGACCACAAUUCACUAAGGGACCUUGACCAAAACCUGUUUCAGAACCUGCUUAACCUGCAGGAGCUCUGUUUGAACCAGAAUCAGCUCUCUUUUCUUCCUGCUAACCUUUUCACGAGCCUGCGGAAGCUGAAGGUGUUGGACUUAUCUGGAAACAACCUGACCCACCUGCCCAAGGGAUUGCUUGGGGCGCAGGUUAAACUAGAGACACUGCUGCUCUACUCAAACCAGCUUGCGUCUGUGGAUUCGGGGCUUCUGGAUAACCUGGGCGCCCUGACUGUGCUGAGAUUGGACCGGAAUCACCUCCAUUCUGUCGCACCCGGUGCCUUCGACAGCCUCGGAAACUUGGGUUCCUUGACUCUGUCCAGAAACCGCCUGGUUUCUCUGCCACACGCGCUCUUCCUUAAUACCAGCCGCGUGACUUGGCUGACCCUGUUCGAGAACCCUCUGGAGGAGCUGCCGGAGGUGCUGUUCGGGGAGAUGGCCGGUCUGCGGGAGCUGUGGCUGAACGGCACCCAGCUGCGCACGCUGCCCGCCGCCUUCUUCCGCAACCUGAGCGGCCUGCAGACGCUGGGGGUGACGCGGAACCCGCGCCUGAGCGCGCUCCCGCGCGGCGCGUUCCAGGGUCUGGCUGAGCUGCGCGUGCUCGCCCUGCACUCUAACGCCCUGACCGAGCUCCCGGACGAUGUGCUGCGCGAUCUCGGCCGCCUACGCCAGGUGUCGCUGCGCCACAACCAGCUGCGGGCCCUGCCCCGCGCGCUCUUCCUCAACCUCAGCAGCCUGGAGACCGUGCAGCUGGAGUACAACCAGCUGGAGAUGCUGCCUGGAGAUGUGUUCGCGGCCCUGCCCCAGCUGACUCAGGCCCUGCUGGGUCACAACCCCUGGCUCUGCGAUUGUGGUCUGUGGCCCUUCCUCCAGUGGCUGCGGCAUCAUCAAGACCUCCUGAGCCGAGCCGAACCCCCGCAGUGCCAUGGCCCGGAGUCACGCGCGGGCCUGUCGUUCUGGGACCUACUGCAGGGUGACCCAUGGUGUCCGCACCCUCGACGCCUGCCUCUCAACCCUCUAGCCGAGAACACCCUGGAAGCCCCCGCCCCGUCCCAGCUGCCUCACAGCUCGCAGUCCCGCGCGUGGGUCCAACUGGUGGCCAAGGAUGAAGGUUCCGAUCACAGCCUCUACUGGGGUCUUUGUGUUCUGCUUUUAGUAGCUCAGGCCAUCAUAGCCGGGAUCAUCGUGUUUGUCAUGAUUAAAAUCGGCCAGCUGUUUCGAACAUUAAUCAGAGAGAAGCUCUUGUUUAAGGCAAUGGAAAAUUCAUGUAACUAAUUAAAACGUGACCAGAGUAGUGUGGACGGGGCCCCAGGGAGAAUCCAGUCAGGAUGCUGCGCCCUUCCGCCUUUUCCCACGCCCUCUCUUCUCUCCCCUGCUUCUCUCGGUGUUUGUUUCUUCUGUUCCCCUCUCCUAAGAUGUGCCUUUUGUAAAUCGCUACGCUUGCUAGCCUGUUCUCAUUUAGUUCCCUUCUCUGUUGUUAGCUUCGGGGUGGGGGUAGGAAACUUGGCUUGUGUUUGACUCAUCCGAUCCCACCCUGCGGCGCUUUCUUAGUUUCUGGGUUUGAGGACACUCCUAGGUGGGCAAGACCUUUCCUGCACCCGGCAAGGGUUGGGUAACAUUUACUGAUGGAACACCUGCAUAAAACGAACCCUAGAUCCCAGAAUUGAUGACUUUUCCAAGGAGAAAGCUGGAGUCUUUUUGUCUCUUUCUACUUGAAAGGAGAUUCAUGUCCGUUCUUUUUUGUUUUCAUUUCGGGUUUAUUGUGAGGACUGUUUAGGAGGGCCCUGGGUUCUGAUCCAGCAACGAAUUUUAGGGUAAGCCUCUUCUGUGAUGGGCUGAGCUAGAACACACAGGAGCUCCCAUCCCCACCCCCAGGGACAAGGGCCACUUCCCGGCACCCACUCCUGACCUGACUGGAAUGGCAUUUGCCACUGAUAUGGGGUUGGAAGCUCCCGUGUGUCCUGGCUCAGUCCAUCACAGAUUAGGCUUGCUCGGAAACAGGGCUCCCUCCACAGGAGCCAAAGCCUGGUUGAGGGGUUCCGGAACUCAUCUGGAGAAGCCAUGUGCCAGGAAGCUUGGGGAGCUGCUCCGUGUGUCCCAUUGGCCUCCUGGGAGUUUCCAUUGCUUUGCACCAGGGAAAUGUGUCAUUUGGUUCCCAUUUCCUAGAGGUAAACGCCACCUCAUUUCACAAGCAUUUAUGGAGCUGUGCCCGUGUGAUAGAUAGGUGCUCAUGAACGUAAUGAUAGCUUGGUUUCCACGGACAGUGCUUGUAGCACAUUCUCAUUUAUCCUUCCAAUUGAGAGCAAUUAAACCCUUGUUGCCUUAAUUGGCUGUCUGUGCUUGGGAGAGGCAGUGGUUAAACACAUGCACUGGGAACUGACAACUGCAGCUUCUGUCUCGGUGUCCCCGUGUACUAACCCCUGAGGACUUUGUACACACAUUUUGUAAGCCUGGGUUUCCUCAUCCCUGAAAGGGGACAAAACAGUGCCAGCCUCACAGGGCUGGUGUGAGACUUAAAGGUAAUAAAACCCACAAAGACUUAACCCAGUGCCCUGCGUACAGAAACUGCUCCAGGAACCAUAGUCCCUACUAAAGAGUAUACAGUUCCAUUCUCGUCCCACACCCUCUUUAUUUCUGAGACACUGUGUAACCCUGCAGCCCAGGCUGCUUCUGAACUUGAGAUCAUCCUGUCUGAGCUCUGGGGUUAUAGGGCUUGGGCUGCCACACUCAGCAGGCAUCAUGAUUUUUAAAGAAGAUAUUUACCCCCUCUGUAUAUAAAAGAGUAAACUUUCUCAAACAGAAGGUUAUAUCCAAACCAGUUAUAUCUAUCUGUCUGUAUCUGUGAUCUCAGUCCUGUGCGCUUGGGUUCUGCUCACAGGCCACAGCCGUGGAUCCUCCCAAUGCCAUCAGGGCUCGUGGUGGAGAAAGAGCUGGAUCCUGAAAUCUGUCUGCAUGUACUUCUUCAACACCAGCUUCAACUAUCGCCUCCUUGGUGACGCCCUCCCUUUUUCUCACUGUGUGCUUCCUGUAUGUGUUGCUUCUCGGGUGCUGGGAACCACCACCCUCAGUCUGGUCCUGUGUGUUAAUUUAGGGUACCGGAGCCACUUCUAACUUAAAAAUCCAGAAGUGUGUGUGUGUGUGUGUGUGUGUGUGUGAAAUGCGGACUCUCUAACCACUAUUCUCUGGGGCACGCUUUCUCCCAUGAAGCCUGUUUUGUUCACCUGUAGGAUGAGGGUAAGAGUUGUCCCUGCUUUGAGGUAAUAGAUAAAGACAGUGGGUUGGUCUCUGGGGCCCAGUGGCAGCUGUUUUGAUGAGCUAGUUUAGAGCCCACGUGUUCUAAUGUGUCUCCCUGUCUCUUCAUGUGUGGUUCAUUUGGCAAAUUGAUUUACUAUUCUAUACCAAGCUCUCUGGAAAGUAGAGAGGCAAAGCCAGGGGUGAAACAAAAUGCCCCUUCACUUCUACGGGGUUCUUCCCUGGGGUCCUACCAGCCGUGAGGUUGUCCCAACUCCAGGACAUUCAGAACCAAAGUGUGGAGGACAGCUUCAGACAUUUCAGCCAGCUUCAUGACGUAUUCAGACUUCUCUCUUUGAAUGGCCUCAAACUCACAGAGAUCUGCCUGCGUCUGCCUCCUGAGUGCUGGGAUUAAAGACGUGCGUCAGCACUGCCUAGCACUUGAUUCAAUUUUUAAACAGUGUCAAAACCAACAGAUUAUGUUGGAAGCCCUGUGUAAUCGCUUCCUCGACUU